UUCUGUCUGAAAUACAUUUAGCCAUCGCGUAUCCAUCUACAUUCUAUCGUCUGAGGGCUGUGAGGCCCCGUUGCAAGUCGGGUAACCGAACAUGUACGUACGUCGUAUUGCGCGAACGACGUAGCGCCUUCGAAACGUUGCCGCCGAGCACAGCCUAAUUUGGCUCCGGCCCGUUCCUUUCGCGGUUUUAUGCGUGCGAGUGAAAAUCCUACAUUCGAGGCGUAUCUGGCGGCAUCCGAGUGGUGUGGAAUAGUGUGCGUUUCGAGGCGGGUGAGAUACAGCGGUGCGAGCUGCCGCGAGUAAAAGCGAACGAACGAACGAACGUACGUGUGAGCGAGUGAGAACGAGUGAGAAGGAACAAAGUGGAGAGAUAAGGACGGAGUGAGAGAGAGAGAGAGAGAGAGUUGUGAAGAGUGAGAGAGAGAGAUAGGGCGCGCGCGCGCGCGCGCGUGCGUGUGUGGUUCGCGCUCGCGCCUUCCACCGUUGCGUUCCUGGGGCGACGCUUGCUGACUUUCCGCGCGACGCAUCAUACAAUUCGUAGCGUGUUCGUCGCUUUUAGCCGGCGCGGCGGUUCGCCUGGAACGGAAACCCAGAGGUGCGCCUAUCGGAAGAAAAAUCUCCAAGAUUGACUCUGCCCGUCACGCGCGACUCACGGGCUAAGAUGCCCGACGUAGCUGUCGUCAGCGACGUCAGCACCGAGGCAGCUAGACCACGUAGUCGGGCCACGCAUUUUCGUUUUUUCGCGAGUGGAUCUUUUUACACCUGUGGAAAGCCUGUUUGCGCCGGCGAUUACACUAGCACACGGGCUUCAUUCUGAACCAGUGUUAUUUUUAUGAUUGUCGCCAGGGAGCAUGCUUGGGAUUCCGGAGGGACAUUCGCUUAAGAGACAAUUGCGAUUCGUUCUACAGAUACGACGAGACGUUUGGAUGGACAUACAGUAAUAGUUGCUGAUUUGAAGUGUGAAUUCUGCGAAAUCUAGCGGCGGUUUAUAGAUGAGGAUUGCGUGUGCUGUGUAGUAUAUUCAACAGUUCAUGCAUUUGGAGAAUAAAAAAAUAUUGUUUGAAAGAGAAAUAUUGGGCUAUCUGAGACGCUGCACAACUUGCUUGCAUUAUCCACUUAUAUAUGAUUAUAAAGGAAUACCAAUCUUCUGGGCAUGUGCUAAUGUUCUUUUAGAGGAAUAGAUUUAAGGGAUCUCUCAAUAUUUACCAAUGUUGAUGUUAUAAAAGAAUCGAAUUGUAUAAUACUUUGCCAAGAUGUGUGAGCAAACGGAAAUCAAUUAUCUCGAUGGAGAUGUUGUUUGGGUAAAAUUGGGAGCAUGCUGGUGGCCUGGUCGAGUCAUCGGACUCGAUAAUUUGCCAGAAGAAAUACAAACUGAAUUUAAAAAGAAGCCAUUAAUAGCUGCUGUAAAAUUUUUUCAAGAAGACACUUAUGAAUUUGUGAAAAAUUACCAACAGAUCUACAAGUACAAUUGUACGCUUAAAGAUGAAUUUAUCAAAAAGGGUAUGGAUAAAUAUAGAACCAAGAGUAAAGAUGGUACCAGUUAUAUGGACAAGUUUCCAGUUGACGUGGAAAUGGCGGAAAAGUUAACAGGAGGCAAUCCUGAUAUACUGAACCAGGAGAAAUUUUGUCCUGAAGAGAAACCGGACAUCUCCGCUCUGUUUGGUGAGAAGAAACUUCCGAAGAAAAAGCGCGAUCGCGAGGAAGGACAUAGGCGGAGUGAUGGCGGAGAUAUCGCGAGGAAGAUAACACAUCCACGCUUUUUGCGUGGGGAGAGCGAUCACGAGGUCCGCAUUCGUCAACAACCAAAUAGUUUACCGUCGACUCCGAUUAAUGCAGGUUCCCCGGUGUAUCGCUGUCAUUUCUGUAAUUUUACUUCUUCGCGCGUUAACGUCAUUAUUUGUCACAUAAAAAGUCAUCGAUCCGACGACUCACCAAUGCCACAAUUAAAGGUAAAAACGUACUCUCCGUCGCGUGGUAGAAUUUCUGAUACAAGUACACCAAAACGAAAAUACGUGAAGAAAGAUAAAAGUCAAUCGAGUAAAAAGAAGACCGAGAACAGACUGGAAUCAAUUAAACGGAAAUUCUCGAAGCAGACCGAAAAAUCCAAUAAGAAAAAGAAGAGCGAUCCUGAAUUACGUGAAAAAUUGUUAGCCGACUGGGAUGACGAAUCGGAUGAAGAAGAAACGAGUGUUGAUGUAAAUAAUUCUCUAAAUAGUAGGUUAAGUACUUCACCUACAAAGAAUCGGUCAAGCACAAGUGAUGCCAAGGAUUGCCGCGAGACAAAUGCUGAAGCCACGGAGAAUAAUGAAAUUAUAGCAGAAACAGAGAAACUACUUAAGGAAACUGAACAAUUAUCCUCGAUACAUAUGAUGCGGGAUUCAUUAGACAAUUUACACUCUUCAAAAAACAUACAAUUCAGUUUCGACAAAAAGUCCGAUUUUGAAAACUCCGAAAAGUCUACAAAGACUACUGGCAGAUCUAAUGAAACGUUAAACAAGUCACAAAAGAGAGACACUUCAAGUUCUGAUAGUGAGAGCAAGCAUAUUUCCGACAAAGAUGACAAAAAAUCACGACUAUCGUGCUUCGAUUUUGAUGAAGAUGAUUUGAGCGAGCCUUCUAUACCGCCGGUACGAAAAAUUCCCAGAGUUUUCGGCGAGAAAAAUUUGUCCUUGAAAAAAGAAAUUAUCAAGGAAUUCGAAAUGAGUCAAGCUCUGAAAAACGAAAUUAAGAGAGAAGCCGACAAAGUAUCUGAAUUAGGUAAGAAUAUGGAAUUUAAAGCUGACGAAAUAAUGGAAAUAAUACAAGGUAGAGACAAUCGACAAGAGAAGGAAACUAAAUUAAGCGAAAAGCUUGAUGAGAGUGCACUUGAUGAUAGAACCAAAAAAAAAGAAUCUAAUGAAGAUAAAAAGGAAGAAAAGAAAUCUAAGCAAUCCGAGGAUAAUCAACAGAAGUCUAAUAUUAACACUUGCGAUAUGGAGGUAGAGAUUGCGAAAAAAUUUCAAGUUGAGAAAGGAGAUGGUGACAAUGGUCAUUCUUCGAGAGAUACAAAGGAUAUUGAAAGGAAAUCCAAGACUGCAUCCAAUGUACCAGUAAAAAGAAACAAAAGGUUUGAAAAAGACGAAACAUCUAUCAAAUCUGGCCAUGAAAAAUUACCACAGUCUGAGAAAACUGAUUCAGAGGACGCGAUCGUCGAAUCUAAUGACAGCGCUUCGUUGAAAGAAGCGGACGACACUCUGUCGGAACGAUUUACCACAGAAACUGAGGAUGAGACCGUGUCGGAAUCUGCAGAAACUGUACCUGAACAAAGUGAAAAUUCAGAUACUGAUAUGUUGUUGGAUCAAAGUGUUGAUAGUCUCUCGGGAAAUAUUGGCCAGACAUUAGUUAAAAGAGGAAGAGGGCGACCACGCAAGAACGCGAGAUCGGCUAGCAAUACUAGUGUGAAUAAAAGUCCAAAGACGAAAGCUAACAGAGGCAACAAGAGAAGUCGUGUGAGCGAAAGGAUUGAAAUUGAACGGAAGACUUCGGAUUCCGAUACGGAUCGUUCUUAUAGCGGCAGGAGACGCAAACCAAACAAGAAAUAUUUGCAAUCCGAUAUAUACGUUCAAGAUCCUGAUUAUAAGACGUUCAGGACGGACGAGAGCCAAUCUGAAAGUGAAACUAAGGCUUCCGAAAGAGUCGUAAGCAAAUCUAGAAGAGGCAGACGCUCUAAAGGAGUUGACAAGAGGAGCAACGAAUUCGUCGCUCAAAUGGAUAAGCAAGAAAUAGAAGUAUCCGAUCAAACGUCGACUGUUGCGGAAAACAAUGUCAGCAUCUUAUCGAUCGAUAUAAAAAACAAAGCAUCUGAGAAUAAAAAGGAAGAAGAAGAAGAAGAAAGAAAAUCUGAAGAGAUAAAAUGCGAUGUACUCAAGGAACGAGUAACAUCUUUGGCUGAAGUAGCUACUGAAAAAGUUGACAUAGAUGUAUCUUCGAAAGAUGUAGAAAUGACAACAGCAUUUCCGAAGUCAGAAGUUACGAAUAAAAGGGAGAAAGGGGUAGGACUUGACGUAGAUAAAACUGUGAAGGAAUCUGAAACGGAGAAGAAAGGUUUAUCAAAGCAAACUAAGGGUACCGAGGAAGACUUUAGAGAUCACGAAAAGCCAUCGAUCGUGGAGCAAACUGAAGAUACUGCCGAUAAGGUUGAGAUACAACAAGAUGCCCUGAAAACGAACGUAGAUAUGCUGCCACCGAAGAAAUCUCAAAUUAAAAAAUUUGAAUUGUCGCAAAUAGAUUUUUUUGACGUAGAUAUUCAAGCUAAUAAAAGGGCGGAAGCAGAGCCUGAGCUUGAGCCUGAAUGUAAAGUUGAAUCUGGACUCAAAAUUGAAUGUGAGAUCGAGCCUCAAUCUGAAUCACGAAAUAUUGAAGAAAAAAUAAAUAAAAAAGACGAGAUAAAAGCGUCAAGCAAGGUAACAGAAAUUGACCAAUUUUUGAACGAACAGCGAAGAGAUCUGCAAAGCUCCGAGCUGCAGAAAAAAAUAAAAAAAUCAGAUGUAAAAGAACAAGAGGUGCAAUCGAUGAAGGAAGAAGUGUCGCAGAAGAUGCAAGAUGUCAAUCAGUUUAAAUUGAAGUCACCGGGAAAAUCACCUAAAGCAGACGAUGCGAGAAAUACAUCAAAGAGUCCAACGAAAACGUUAAUCGAGCAACAAUUGACACCCAAAAAAUCCCCAAUGCAAACGAGGUACAAAGGUAAAUUUACUCCAGAAACAGGUAAAGGAAGAAAAGACAAAGACUUAUUCUUGGAAGAAAGACCGGCCAAUACAUUCCAGGAGGCUUUCCUGAAAACUUUACAAAUGGAUAAGAAGAAGAUUACAGUUGACAGCGCUGAGGUGUCAACCAAGGGAAAAAAGGAGAAGAAGGCUAUCAAAAGAAAAGCUGAAGAGAUUGAUGCGAGUAUCGCUGCUGCAUCUGCACAAAGUAAAAAAAUCGACAAUUUAAACAAAGAUUUGGCGGAGAUUUCUAAAGAUAUUCAAACUGAAGGAAACGUCCCGGUUGCGAGUGAUGUUGAAAAUGUUCAGGUGGUUGUCGGAGAAAAGCUUGAGAUUGACACCAAAAUUGGAGCUAAUGUUCUCGAAACUGAUGGAUUAUUGACCAGCGAAUUUGUUAUCACAUCUAAAUCGGAAACACUUCCCGUUUCCGAAAAUAACGCCAGUAUCUCGAGUGUCAAAAUUUUGGAUGAAAUCCCGAAAACGUCCAUAGCCACGUCGUCUUUAUCGUCUGAUAUCAGCGUACCAGUAAAGAAACGUGAGAUGCCGCGAAUAAUAGAGAGUGUUACGUUGACUGAACCGGUGCAAAUUCUAAAGACAAAGUUACUCGAUAAAGUACCGCAGAAGAGUAUUAAGCACAAGCUCGAAGCGGAUAUUACGAAGAAGAAUGAUCAAAAGAGUGGGCCGAAAGCAAAGAUAAUUAAAAUAGAAACACUGCCAUCGAACAGCAAGGUGAAAACUGCUGCUAUAAAGUCCAGCCCGCACAUAUCUCUGACUAAAAAGCUUCAAGUAUUAAAGACAGAGGAGACAGAUGCGCUUCUGGAGGCGCAGAAUAAAGAACAAAGUGCAGCUACAUCGCAGACUAUCGUGACUGCGCCGGUAACAGAAAAAUACGUACAACAGAGUGCUCAAAGUCUCGCUGACAUGGAACUGGACAUCAACUCGAUGCCAUUCGUCCUCAGCGAGGACGUGCUAACGCCAGAGAGCAUUGAACAGAUGCCCGUUGUUAUAUCUUCCAUUAUACCAGCUUCCAGCUCACUAUCACCGACCACGCUCUCCUUUACUUCGACCACGCAGAUAGUGUCGCCCACUCAACAAACUCAAUUCAAGAUUGCGAACGAGAGCACGGCGGCGGCGGAAACGUCUGCGUCGCCAACAAAAAAGAAGAGCGGUGUGCCAGCAAUAUUGAAGACCAAGGGCAAAGCGAAACCAACUGUCACGAGCGUUAAACCGUUGAUUCACCAACCGCCAUUCACCGGUGGAGUGAAAGGCUUGAAAUUUCAAAGCGCUCAACCUGCCGGUAAAACGCCAGCCCUCUUGACGCCGAAAGGUACCACUCCUGGAAAAUAUGUCGUCGUGCAGACCGCGGGUGGCCAACAACUGCGUUACAGUGUUCAAGGCAAGUCUGGUACUCAACAGAAAAUUGCCAUUUCAACUAGCGGCAAAACAGCGGGCAACGCGCAAGUGAUUCAACAAGGUGGCAAGGUCGUUAUAUUGACGUCGGGACAGUCUUGCCAGACUAAGAUGGUGCCGUUGAACAUUUCCAAGACUCUGAGCGGCAAAGUACAGAGGAUCAUGACGAGCAAAGGUCAGCUGCUGUGCCCAAUUAAUCCACAAGGUGGUAUAAUCGCUACCAAGACCAUUAUCGCGCCAAAGGCUGAUACCGUCGCGGCCGCUAGCUCGCCUACCACGUCCAAAUUGACCACCAGUGGUCAUAAAAUCAUCAAUACGCAGGGCAUAAUCACGUCCAAGGGCGUGCUUACUCCAAUUUCAGGUACUAUCGCGAAAACAGCGUUGCUAGGCACGUUGUCCCAGGGAAUUCUCACCAAGGAUGGCAUCUAUACUCCGAUUAGCGCUUCGGCUUUGAGCGGGAAGACGAUCAUCGGCUCGAAGGCUCUAGUUACGAAAGGUGGCGCGACUCUUUUGACUCCCCAAGCUCAAAGUUUAAGUGGCACGAAAGCGAUCUUGACCCCGGUAUCUCAAACCAUCACCGGUAAAACCAUAUUGGGCACGCAAGCUGUCGUCAGCAAUAAAGGUACCAUCCUGACACCGAUAACCGGACAACAGGUUAAAGCCAUCGCUGCUAAGAGCCCGGUUAAAGGAGGCAAGGUGCAAUAUCAGUUACAGCAAAAGGUACAGCUGCCGAUACUGCAAAAGUCUCCGAAGGUGCCGCAGGUAACGGCGGCCGCAGGCUCGCAAACAAGGGCGUCACCAUCUGUAAAAUCACCAACGGGCAGCACGUUGAUUCUUCAAAACACCGCCAGCACCGGUACGGUAUCUCAGAAAAGCCUGUCACAUGGUAAGAAGAUCAUUAAGCAAACGGUGAUGCAACCAGGUGCCACCAUUCAAGGCAUCGUUUCGCCGAGCGAUACGCAACAAACGGUGACAAUGGUGCAGUCGAAAGGCAAAGCCGCUGUGUCGCCAACUGUACAAAAAGUCAUCAUUCCUCGAACUGGCAGCCGCCAGACGAAAACUCAGCAAAAGAUUGUUGUCCAGAAAAUACAAGAGCCGACUUUGUCAGCGGUGCAGAGCGCUCAAACGAAGCAAACGGCCGUCGCGACCGUUCCAACCGCCAGUGCGCCAAUCGCCACCAAAACGGUCGCCCAAUCGAAACUAACGACUCCCACAACUUCCAAGUCCUCCGUCAGAUCUCAGGCCUCGAGUAAGACGCAGAAAAAUCUAUCGAACAUCGCCGUGAACUCGAUGAGCACCGCCACUACGUUGAACGUAAAUGUCGCCGCGGCCAGCGUCGCUACUUUAUCCUCGUUGGAACCAAUCGACGCGGAAAAGAAGGCAAAAACGGAUCUCCAGCUUGUCCCGGGUACUCUUCGGAAGGAACAAGAUAAAGCUGGAAAAUGCGACGCUGAAAAGGUGGAAGAGCCGAAGGUGGCUGCGCAGCCCCAGAUCAUGGCACUGCCGACAGAGAGUGGCGAUGGCACGCAAACUUACGUGUUGGUGACGAUAGACGAACAGGGACAGAUACAGCCACUCGAUAAUAAUGCUCUCAUGUCGUUGGAAGGAACCACGCAGAAUCCGGACGGCACGAGAACCUUGUACAUUGAUCCCAGUUCUCUGGGAGAGGCCGGAACCUUGGACAACAUUGUUCUUCAAUUCGACAACAGUGUCUUGCCAAACAUUCAAACCAGCGUGACAGAGGCUAGUCAAACGACGAUCGUGAGUGAGAGUUUUCCCGCGUCGGAGGUGAUACAAACGUCGAAUCAGGAUAUCUUGGCGGCCGCUCUCGCUAACACGGACUUUCAGCAGGAGAUUAAUUUACCAGAGAAUCAAGCGAGCAGCGUCAUGACCCAAACCGGUCUGACUCAGACGAGUCUCAUCAAUCAGACUAUCCUGCAGUCGACCAUCAUACCACCCACAGAACCGAUAUCUUCGCCUUCGGUGCUGGAGACCUCGCUGACUCUGAAUCAACCGAUUAUGACGCCGCUCGAAGUACCGAGUAAUCUGCCAAUUCAGUCAACGGAUCCGACUCCCACGUCAGUGGUCUCUACUAUCCCAUCCUCUCUCGAGCUACCGGUCACCAUUACGAAUCCUAAUAUUUCAUACAUAUCCGCCACGGGAGAGACACAGAUUCAAAUCCCCGGUAACUCGAUGCCAGACAUCGGUGAGAUUAUGGAGAAUUCGGCGACAGUAGCGAGCGGAGAGAUGGAUCGCACCGAGAUUCCCACGAGUACUCAGUACUUGGUGAUUCCGAAUCUAGAGAAUAACAUUGCGGUGGCCGCGGAGACGCGGAACGUGCAAAGCGCCGAGAUCGCGAUCGCACCGUCAACCUCGUACACAGUCGCUAUGUCGAACAGCAUAGUCCUGGAGAACCCGCAGAUACAAACUACUCCGUCGAUGCCGAUCAUCGAUGAUACGUACGCGGAUAAUUCGCAAUUAACUACAACAAUUGUCGCAACCGACGAGCAAACCUUUGUGGAUGUGCCAGUAUCGGAAAUGUUGGCCCCCAAGGCAUCGGAAAAUGCGCAGGAUAUUCCGACGGUAACGGCAUCGGGAGUGAUUAUUUCCUCGCAUCAGAUUUCGGUCUCUUCGCAAAAACCGAUCACAUCGACCAACAAGAACUUGAAUGAAGAGCAGCCUGUGACGUUGCAAGAGGUUUACUCUUCUCAGGAAAUUCCUAACACAUCUGAAGAAUCACAUCUGCUUCUGCAACAAUCGGUUAACGAAGAUACGGCUUCGAGCACGAUGGAAGUCACACGAGAAAUGGAAAAGAAAAACAAAGAGAACGAUACAUUGAUAACUGGCUUAUCGACAAUAGACGAAACCACCUUGAUCACGUCCGAAUCUAAUUCGCAGAUAGAAUCCAUGGACACGCAACAGCUGAGCUUCGAGGUGACAGAUUCGAGCGAACGUAAGACCGCGAGCAAAUCGCACGAGAAGAACGUGAUGAACAAGUUGAAACAAUUAACGGUUUCCGAAGAAUCUAGCGACAAAGCUAAGUUGGUGGACCAGCAAGUAGGAGGAGCAGGCACAUCGAAGCGAAAAGAGGCUUUGCAAACAGCUUCGCGAGUUUUAUCAGCCGAAUCGUUCGAUCCCUCGAAUGGCACAACUAUGGAGCUGGACGAAGCGGUCGAAUCAGAUCUAUUCGCCGGAAGCACCAUUGGCAAACAAAGUGUGAAGGACUGUCAGAGGGACGAGCCGUCGUCGCAGGAGGAAUCCGACAGACGUCGUCUACGCCAGAGCAUGGAACUGCGUUUCGAGGAGGAGGAGGAGGAGGAGGAGGAGCAGGAAGCGGUCGCGGAAGCUAGUCAAGAAACGCCUUCGCAGUCUCAGUACGAACGGUUCAACGUGUCUGUCAGUAGCGACUCUACGGAUCUACCUAGUCAAUCCGCUUCGAAAUUGGAGAGCUCAUCGGGCGAAGCCACGCAGUCGAUCGCAUACGAGCCGAUGGAGACGGAUGAGGAAGAGACUGUCGUGGCGGAACCACCGUCUCAGUCCUUUGAACAUACAAAGAUCAACGAGGCGUCUCAGUCGUACGAAGCUUCGGCGGAAUCCAAUGUGAACGCGCCGACGCAAUCCUUCAAUGAAAUCGUGCAAAGUCAGGUGGAGCGACCGAGUGUCGACGAGGCGAUCGACGAUCAGAGCUUUCCCACGCAGAGUUACGAAGUCGACAAGGGCGAAAGCAUGGCGGAGAAUCUAGAAACCGAUGCGGAGAUCAGUCAGGAGGGUAAUAUACCGUCACAGUCCAACGACGUCGGUGCCGAUGGUAUAGGCACAUCGUCCGUGUCGACAAAUAACUCCGGAUUGAAUGAAGAUGAAACAGCGAGCUCGUCCUACGUACCGGAGACACCCGAGAACCAAGAGCGCGAUCAGGAUCAGGAGAGUGCGAUAAGUACGUCAUCAUACGAGAUACCGCCAUGCGAAGAGCUCAAUAUUGCUUCGUCCAGCGUGAUACCGGACACGUCGGUCAGUGCGGAGCAUCCUAGCAUCCACGACAACGGCGUCCCGGAGAUCCCGACCUCUUCGUCGUAUAAUCUGAAUCCUGACAUCACGUCGACCCACCACGUGGACUCUGUGCCUAGUUCCAGCUAUGAGGACCAAGUGAUAGUCGAGCAGAACGUAUCGACAUCGUACGAAGUGCCGAUUUCAAUGCCCGGCCUAGAGGAGACUUGCUCGCAGAACUUUGUCACGGAGAGCAGCGAUCAUCAUCGGAACGAACCGUCGAGCUACUACGCUCAUCACCAGGAAGUGACGGCGAGUUACUACGAAUCCGUAGAUCAGGAUGCGAACUCUCGACUGGAGGAGGAUCCGCACGAGGAGCACGUCACGCCUGGUGGUUACUACGAAGGCAAUCCUCAAGAGGUAAGUCAGAGCUAUUUUGCUCCAAGUGAGGAGACGCCCAACUAUACCAGCCAAGGCAUCUCGCCCGGCUAUUACGACCCGAGUAGACCUGAGAGCGAGGCGAGCCAAAGCUACUAUUCCACGGAUGAUCUGGACGGAAAGACGGAGCAAUCGUCUUCGUCGCCGAACAUCGAGGCGUCGCAGAGCUUCUACCAGGAGAGAUCAAGCGAACUGAGACUGAGGCAGCAGGGUGAAGCCACGCCAACGUAUCCCGAGGGAUAUCCGGUGGACUACACUUUAGAGAACUCGCCGAUCGAGAGGCAUGAUCUUGUGGAAAGCUCAGUGCCAGCCACUAGGCCUAUGGACAGGUAAUAUAUCGUGGGGGGCAAUGGUAACGACACAAGUUCUCACUUGAAAUAAACUGGAUCCAGUACGCUUGGACGCACCCCGCGUCCAUAUACAAACUCUUGUGAGAAUCACUAUUUUUAAAUGUAAAUAUAAUACGCGUUAAGUUAAUUAAUAAUGUAAUAAUUAAGUGAGCGCUUAGAUUUAGACUAUAAGGUGGCGUUAGAUUUUAUUGCUAGGCUUCUUAGACGUACAAGCGAAUGCACACUUGCGUGUGAACGCACGUGUAUUUAUGCACGUUGAAACAAAAAGGAGACAAAACUGCGAAGUGGAAGAACUACGAAUGUAUAAGUCCGUGGAUUUUAGAAUUCGAAUAUUGCAUAGUUUCAUCACUGCAUUAAAAUAUUGUUGUGGUCUUGAUUUUAUCGUCAUCGACGUUUGAUAUAAUGAAGAAA
Molecule: messenger RNA, 11335 nt
Organism: Wasmannia auropunctata (little fire ant)
Lineage: Eukaryota; Metazoa; Arthropoda; Insecta; Hymenoptera; Formicidae
Product: mucin-17-like
Exons: 4
Coding region: 1254-10907 (3217 amino acids)
Source: RefSeq, a predicted model, not a curated record